Messenger RNA from Tupaia belangeri chinensis (Chinese tree shrew), 2677 nucleotides. RefSeq names its product leucine rich repeat transmembrane neuronal 2 (gene LRRTM2). The transcript has 2 exons. Lineage: Eukaryota; Metazoa; Chordata; Mammalia; Scandentia; Tupaiidae. The record is from RefSeq and is a predicted model, not a curated record. The coding region runs from base 462 to 2012 and encodes 516 amino acids. Gene Ontology annotation, molecular function: protein binding.
AUACAGUUCUGUGUGGUCGCAGCACAUAAGCAAACCCAUUCUUGUGCCGUUUCUCGGAAAAGCUUUUCAGUAAAUGCACUCAUGCUGCCCCAGGAGCUCUUCUCUGCAACAAGCCGCCCAUCUGCCAUCAACAAGUUCAGACCGGGAGAACUAACGGCUGCGGAAGAUAGAGACUGACGCUUUGAUUAACCAGCCGAGCAGUUAGGAGGAGAAAAUUAAUAACUUACAUUCAAAACUGAUUUAGGGGACCAGACCCAUCGCAGAAAAUGAAACCAAUUAUUUCCAGAGGAAUAUCCUAAGGAAAAAGAUCAGCUCAUCCUGGAUUUAAUUUUACUCAGAAAGCCUAGGACACAGAAACAGGAAACUGGUGAAAGGCUCCUGCAUGUUAGAGCCUUUUACAGACUCACUGCGUUGAGUCUUAACAACCGCGACUGAAUGCAGCCUCCAAUGUGCUCAGAAGAAUGGGCUUACAUUUCAAGUGGCCAUUAGGGGCCCCUAUGCUGGCAGCAAUAUAUGCAAUGAGUAUGGUUUUAAAAAUGCUGCCUGCCCUGGGUAUGGCGUGUCCACCCAAAUGCCGCUGCGAGAAGCUGCUCUUCUACUGCGACUCUCAGGGCUUCCACUCAGUGCCAAACGCCACUGACAAGGGCUCUCUAGGCCUGUCCCUGAGGCACAAUCACAUCACAGAGCUUGAAAGAGAUCAAUUUGCCAGCUUCAGUCAACUUACCUGGCUCCACUUAGAUCACAAUCAAAUUUCAACAAUAAAAGAAGAUGCUUUUCAAGGACUCUAUAAACUUAAGGAAUUAAUCUUAAGUUCCAACAAAAUAUUUUACUUGCCAAACACAACUUUUACCCAACUAAUUAACCUGCAAAAUUUAGACCUGUCUUUUAAUCAGCUGUCAUCUCUGCACCCAGAGCUCUUCUAUGGCCUUCGGAAGUUGCAGACCUUGCAUUUACGUUCCAACUCCCUGCGGACUAUCCCAGUACGCCUGUUCUGGGACUGUCGUAGUCUGGAAUUUCUGGAUUUGAGCACAAACCGUUUGCGAAGUUUGGCUCGCAAUGGAUUUGCAGGAUUAAUCAAACUGAGAGAGCUUCACCUAGAGCACAACCAGCUGACGAAGAUUAAUUUUGCUCAUUUUCUACGGCUAAGCAGUCUGCACACGCUCUUCUUACAAUGGAACAAAAUUAGCAACUUGACAUGUGGGAUGGAGUGGACCUGGGGCACUUUAGAAAAGCUAGACCUGACUGGAAAUGAAAUCAAAGCAAUCGACUUGACAGUGUUUGAAACGAUGCCGAAUCUUAAAAUACUCCUCAUGGAUAACAACAAGUUAAACAGCCUUGAUUCCAAGAUCUUAAACUCCCUGAGAUCCCUCACAACCGUUGGCCUCUCUGGCAAUCUAUGGGAAUGCAGCCCCCGAAUAUGUGCUCUGGCCUCUUGGCUGGGCAGUUUCCAAGGUCGGUGGGAGCAUUCAAUCCUAUGCCACAGCCCUGACCACACCCAAGGAGAGGAUAUUCUAGAUGCAGUCCAUGGAUUUCAGCUCUGCUGGAAUUUAUCAACCACUGUCACUGCCAUGGCUACAACUUAUAGAGAUCCAACCACUGAAUAUACAAAAAGAAUAAGCUCAUCAAGUUACCAUGUGGGAGACAAAGAAAUCCCAACUACUGCAGGCAUAGCAGUUACUACGGAAGAACACUUUCCUGAACCAGACAAUGCCAUCUUCACUCAGCGGGUAAUUACGGGAACAAUGGCUUUAUUGUUUUCUUUCUUUUUUAUUAUUUUUAUAGUGUUCAUCUCUAGGAAGUGCUGCCCUCCCACUUUAAGAAGAAUUAGGCAGUGCUCAAUGAUUCAGAACCACAGGCAGCUCAGAUCCCAAACACGACUCCAUAUGUCAAACAUGUCAGACCAAGGACCGUAUAAUGAAUAUGAACCCACCCAUGAAGGACCCUUCAUCAUCAUUAAUGGUUAUGGACAGUGCAAGUGUCAGCAGCUGCCAUACAAAGAAUGUGAAGUAUAAUAUCUGCCCAUCAUCAAAAAUCACAUCAGAUAAGUAACCUAUUUUACAUAGUAGGGGCUAAAUACAUUAUCUAAUUUUUACCAAUGGUGACAUUAAGCCUAAUUUUCCAAAUCCAAUGGAGACUUAGUUUUUGAAGUGUUUAAGUAUUUUUAAUUUUUUUAAUGAAAUCAUAUUUUAAAUGUUAAAUGAAGCAAUGCUCACACUGAUUUGCACUGUUGGAAAGUCUAAAAAUGCUUAAUUCAAAAAUAAGACAUUUCAUGUAUGUGAUUAUAUACUCUCAUGUGUAAACAUUUACACUAAGGUCUCCAUAUGCUGUUUUAUUCUACUGAAACAGUUUUGAAAGAAACUGUUGAGCAAAACGAGAUAUGAAUCAAUACCUGUUUGAUCAUUGCUCUCCAUCCCAUGUACCACAACUGGCUUGCUGCUUAAAAGGAGACUUAAAGUUCUCUUGUAUGAUAAUUUGGUAUUUACUCAAAUCUACAAUCUACUGCCGGUGUGGGAAGUAGAAUUUCAUGUAUGCUGAAGGUUGGUAAAUAUUAAAUACUCUCCUUCCAGAGUUUUUGCCUGGGUUAAUAGACAUUAUCAAAGUCCACAUCAUGAAAUCAAAACCCUUUAUGUAAUUCUAAUAAGCCAAGUGACUCUUGAAUAUAUUUAAACAAUGAAUC